Molecule: messenger RNA, 813 nt
Organism: Scomber japonicus (chub mackerel)
Lineage: Eukaryota; Metazoa; Chordata; Actinopteri; Scombriformes; Scombridae
Product: transcription factor Adf-1-like
Exons: 4
Coding region: 1-813 (270 amino acids)
Biological process (GO): regulation of transcription by RNA polymerase II
Cellular component (GO): transcription regulator complex; nucleus
Molecular function (GO): DNA binding
Source: RefSeq, a predicted model, not a curated record
AUGGAGGACAAAUUGAUUAUUGCCGUUACAGCUCACCCCGUGCUUUACGACACGUCCUGUCUCCUUUACCGGGAUCGGUAUAAAAAGGAGCAGGCGUGGAGUAAAGUAAGCGAGGUGGCUGGAUUACCUGUUGAUGUGUGUCGCAGGAAAUGGAAGAGCCUCAGGGACACUUAUAUGAGGGAGAGGAGGAAGGUGACAGAGACGAGGAGUGGGUCAGCAGCAGGGACAGCGAAGAAGUGGAAGUACUUCGCGGUCCUGUCUUUCCUCGACCCCUUUGUUGCCCCCCGUGAAACAAGCGGGAACAUGGGGGCAGGGGUCGAGGAAGAUGGGGCCGUGGAGUACAGUGUAGGGUCCAUGGAGGACGAGGGAGAGACAGCAGGCUCAUCAGGGAUUACCAUCGGAGCCCAAGCAGAUUCUGACAUUGAGCCAGAGUCUGCUGGUGCUCCCCCUGAUGAUGGUCCAGCUGUCUCUCCCACUGCUGUCUCUGCUGCUUCCCCUGCUGCUUCAGUGCCAAGAGCGACAAAGAGGUCCAGGAAGAGAGCCAGGGAGGAGGAAAACUCCGCCGACUCCAACAACAGACGGGCGGAGUUGGAGACUCUCGUCCUGGACACCCUGAACGGCCUGAAGCAGCAAGCUCAGCAAGCUCAACCUGCUCCCCAGCCUCCCCCCUCAGAGGAUGAAUUAUUCCUCAAAAGCCUGGUUCCUUCCCUGGAGAGGUUGUCACCCCAAAGGAAGGCAUUUGUAAAAUUUCAAAUUCAUAAACUUAUUUAUGAAGCCAGCACUGUUGUGCUCAAUUUGGAACCUGCCGAGUAG